Molecule: messenger RNA, 812 nt
Organism: Scatophagus argus
Lineage: Eukaryota; Metazoa; Chordata; Actinopteri; Scatophagidae
Product: transmembrane protein 80-like
Exons: 6
Coding region: 14-451 (145 amino acids)
Biological process (GO): non-motile cilium assembly
Cellular component (GO): ciliary transition zone
Source: RefSeq, a predicted model, not a curated record
GUUAAAAAUAAAAAUGGCGAUGCCCGGAUCAGGAAGAACAGCAAGUGUACUGUCAUCUGUUACUUUCCAGCUGCUACUGACACUGACAUCAGUCUACUUUGUCCUCUAUUUCCUGUUCACCCUCGGCUUGAUCAUCACAAAGAGCCUGAUGCUGACUUACCCUGCCGAUGCUCUGGUCUGUGAUGUCGGUCUCCUGUUUCUCCUGGCUGCUCUGAACUUGCUCCAUUUAUUCUGUGGUGUGAAGGGCAACCUGAUGGAGAGUGAGGGUUAUAUUCUGGGUAACCUCUUUGUGACGGGGACAACUAUCCUGCUGACGGUCUACUUCCUGGUGUGGCAGACAUACGUGAUGAGAGCAGACGUGAUCAUCAGCAGUGUCCUACUCGUUGCCUAUGGCUUAGAUGGAGUCCUGGCUUUCAGCACUUUAGCACGACUGGCCAGUGCGUAUUCCUGAAAAAGCCUCCUCUCCUUUGUCGUGAUGUAUGCUACAGCUGAACUCGCAGCCCAUCUUUGAAAUAACAUAUGACAGUUUGAAUAUCUGUAAGGUGAAGAUUGUUUGUUGGGACUUUUAUUUUUAUAGCUGACUUUAUACAAGUGAGUGUUUUAACUUUUGCAGUGAAGGUCACUCAGGGAUUUCACUUUGGUGCAGUCAGGCCUCUGUGUCAUAGAAAACACAGUCACAGAUUGUAUUUUUAUUCGUUAUUUCCUUACAUUGUUCUGUAUAUUUUUUCGUGUGUCAAAGAUAAAAACUAUAUUUGUGUUAUUUUUGAUCAUUUAUUGAUCAUCAUUUACUAUUAAACAUACUACAUCUAAAU